GACGAGUCGUUCAGCGGCGCGUUCUCGCGCGUUCCUGAGUGAGCUCGCGGCAUUUUCGUACGACACGCUCGGGUCCCGGCCGGCUCGGGGGACUGUCUCGGCGAUGUUGUCGGUGAGCUAACCUCAAAACGGGGCUACGACUGGCGGCAGGUCCGCGCGGACAAUAAAGCGGCCGUUCGGAUGGAGACCGGUGACUCCGAGGCGAGGAGCAGCGACCCCGGCGCGGCCGACAUGGAGGCCGACGCGCGGGACACGGGGUACGACACGGACGAGGAGGGCGGCCUGAGGGUGGACGACGACAUUUACAUCCCGCCGCCUCUGAAGAAUUUUAACGAGAUUGACGCGACCGGGUCCAGGCUUAUGAUCGCCAAGAUCGUCAACAUGAACUUCAAGAGCUACGCCGGCACGCACGUGAUCGGGCCCUUUCAGAAGAGCUUCUCGGCGAUAGUGGGCCCCAACGGCAGCGGCAAGAGCAACAUCAUCGACUCCAUGCUGUUUGUGUUCGGCUACCGCGCCACCAAGAUUAGGUCCAAGAAGAUCUCGGUCUUGAUACACAAUUCUAGCGAGUAUGCAAACGUGAGAAGCUGCACCGUCUCGAUACAUUUUCAACGAAUUAUUGACAAGCCCGGCGAAGACUACGAUGUCGUUCCGGACAGCGAGUUUGUUAUAUCUAGGACGGCAUUUAAGGACAGUUCGUCGUAUUAUGAACUGAAUAAGAGGAAAGUACAAUUUAAAGAGAUUGCCAAGCUCUUGAGGUUUCACGGAGUCGAUUUGGAUCACAAUCGGUUCUUGAUAUUGCAGGGUGAAGUAGAGCAGAUUGCAUUGAUGAAACCCAAAGGCCAAAAUGAACACGAUACCGGAAUGUUGGAAUUUCUGGAGGAUAUUAUUGGCACGUCUCGCUAUAAAGAACCCUUGGAGAAAUUGUCGAAUAAGGUGGACGACUUAACGGAACGUCGUAUAGAGAAGCUACAUCGUCUCAAGGUCGUGCAAAAGGAGAAGGAGGCCCUGGAGCAGCCUAUGGAAGAGGCGGUGGAGUACUUAAAGUCGGAGAACACGAUAAUCAGAUUGCAGCAUCAGCUUUAUUACUGCAAAAGAUCUGAGGCGAUGAAGGAGCUCGAGGAGUGCGAAGCGACGCACGAUAGUCUUGACCAGGAACAUACCGCGUUGACGGACAAGAUGAAUAGCGUUUGCAAACAGAAGGAGGAGAGUAUUAAGAUUAUCAAGGAAAAGAGCGCGAAGUGGGACGCUCUGCAACGGCAGAAGGAUGGAGCCACAGCGAGAUUCAACGAAGUGCGUAAAAAGGAUGAAUUGCUGCACGCCGAACUGGUCGAGACGAACAAGCGGCGGAAAGCCAAUAUGGCGUCCACCAAGACGGAGAAAAGCAAGCUGGAAGAACUACUAAAGGUACCGGAGAAAAACACGAAAGAUAUCGAAGAAUGCGAACGUUUAAUCGAGACGCAUGCGGCCAACAAGGAAAAAGAAGAGACUUCGUUGUCGACCUUGAUGGCGAAUCUGCGGGAAAAGACGGAGCCGUUGCUGCACAAGCGGUCCGAAUUGGAGAAGAAACUGAUAUCUUUUAGGAAAAACGUGGAUGAGGCGCAAGCGGCGUACAAUAUUGCCAAGUCUGAGCUGGAACUUUAUAUAUCGGUGGAGAAGGUCGAGAAGGAGAAAUUAGAAAAUCUCCGGGAGUCUUUAGAAAGAACUGCGGGUACUCUGAAAGAGCGCCAGGAGCAGCUGGCGUUGUUCGAGACGAAGAUCCCGGCAACCGAGCGCAGUUUGAAGCAGGCGCAGGGUGAACUGGACGAGGCAAAGGCACUCGAGACGGAAAAGACCGCUCAGCUGCAGAGAAUGCGAGUCUCUUUUGAGGAGCAGCGCUGUGCCAUGCAGAGCAGCAAGUCGCGGAACCGCGUUCUGGACUCGUUAAUGAGAGAGAAGCGGGACGGGCGGAUACCUGGAAUAUUCGGGAGAUUGGGUGACUUGGGCGCCAUUGAUGCCAAAUACGACGUCGCUGUGUCGACGGCAUGCGGUCCACUGGACGACAUCGUUGUGGACACAGUAACCACGGCGCAGGCAUGCAUCACUUUUCUGCGGCAACAUGACAUAGGACGCGCCACAUUUAUAGCUCUGGAGAAACAGCAGCGGUUCCAGGCGAAAAUCAGCCAUAAAAUCCAAACGCCGGAGAAUGUACAUAGACUGUUUGAUCUGAUCAAGGUGGAGGACGAGCGGGUGCUGGUGGCGUUUUAUUAUGGUCUGCAAGACACUCUGGUGGCGCAGGAUUUGGAUCAGGCGACACGCAUCGCCUACGGUAGAAUGCGUUAUCGCGUGGUGACGUUGAAGGGCGAAUUGAUCGAGCUGUCGGGUACGAUGAGCGGUGGUGGGCGCACGGUAUUUCGAGGUCGGAUGGGCCAGAAGGUGGUGAGAAACGAGCCGUCAAGCGCUGAUAUCGAGAAACUGCAGUCGCAGUUGGAUACUGUGUUCGAAGAGUGCAAUAACCUGAGAGCGAAGAAGCAGCUGCUGGAUCAGCAGAUCCAUGUACUAGUAACCGGCUUGAAGGAUAUGAAGGUCAACAGGCAGAAAUUUGGUAUUGAGGUACAAACGCUGAACGAGCAGGAGCCGUUGUUGCGAGCCCAGCUGAAGGCGCAGGAAAAGACCACCGCCAACUCGGUAUCGGACCCGAAAAAGGUUGAACAAUUGCGUGAAACGGUGGACGCGGCAAAAUUGCACCUAGACAAGGUCGAGAAGAGCUCCGCCUCGAUAGAGAAGGAAGUCGAAUGUAUUAACAAGAAGAUAGAUGAUAUCUCGGGCAGUCGCGUGCGAGAUCAGCAGGCGAAAAUUAAGCAGCUGAACAAAUCGAUAGACAAAGCCAAGGCAGAGAUAUGCCGUCUGCAGGUGGCUAUUAAGACUGCCGAGAGAAAUGUCAAAAAGGUGGAGAAACAUAUAGAAACACUGGAGAGCGACGUGCAUACCUGCGAACAGAGGCUGAGGGACAUUCAGAAGGAAAAGUCCGAGCUCGAGGAGGGUGUUAAAGUACUUCUAGAAGAGUUAAACCAGGUCAACGAGGCGCUGGUAGAGCGGGACGACGCCACGUCGUCUUUGAAAAGCGAGCUGAACAAGCUGCAGGCGUGCGAGGACGAGCUGAAGGCGGCGAAGAUCGACCUGGAUCAGAAAUUGCACGAGAGUAAGAAGCUGUUAAAGGAGCUCCGGCAAGUGAUCCCCGAGUACAACCGGAAAAUAGCGAGUCUGAAAUUACGUGAGGUUCCACACGAGGCUGUGGAGCCACUUAACGAUCUGACGGAGGAGGAGAUCGGUCAGUUGGACGUGAAGAUGGUGACGCAUAAUUUGCUGAAGGCCAAGAAGAGGUUGCCCGAGCAGAUACCAAACAUGCAGAUCAUCGCGGAUUACCAGGAGAAGGACGCGCUGUACAUGACCCGUACCGCUGAGCUGGAAGAGACGACGGCGGAGCGGAACAAGAUGCGCGAGAUUCACGAGACUGCCCGGCGACGCAGGAUCAAUGAAUUCCUUAACGGUUUCAACUUGAUCACCGCCAAAUUGAAGGAGAUGUACCAGAUGAUCACGCUGGGCGGCGACGCGGAGCUGGAGCUGGUGGACUCGUUGAACCCGUUAAGCGAGGGCAUCGUGUUCAGCGUGCGUCCACCCAAGAAGUCGUGGAAGAGCAUCGACAAGCUCAGCGGCGGCGAGAAGACCCUGAGCUCGCUGGCGUUGGUCUUCGCCCUCCACCAUUACAAACCCACGCCGCUGUAUUUCAUGGACGAGAUCGAUGCGGCGCUCGACUUCAAGAACGUCUCCAUCGUCGGUAACUACAUCAAAGAGCGCACCAAGAACGCGCAGUUCAUCGUCAUUUCGUUGCGCUCGAACAUGUUCGAGCUGGCUGACUCUUUGGUGGGCAUCUACAAAACGUUCAACUGCUCUAAAACGGUGACUCUUCAGCUGGCCCGAUACUACGAGACCAAUGGUAUCGUGCCACCCACGCAGCUCACCUCCAAGAACUACGCAUCCCAGGCUUCGCAGAAGUCGCAACGCACCCAGCUGAACUCGCGCAAGGAGAACACCGCGCCACUGAGGAACAACAAUGAAAAAGAGGAGUUGUUGAAGACGAAAGAGCCGUCGCCUGCGAAGAACAUUCACCCAAGACAAACUUCGUCAGACGUCGACGAGGAGACAAAUGCGAAGAACAAUAAUGAGACGAAGAAGCCGAGUACGAAGCGGCAGAAAGUCGAUCAACUAGGUCUUCCGGAAUUGGCAGUAUGCAAGACGCCGCUGCAGACGCCAACGCGGCGUUCCGCCAGGAUCGUGAGAAAGAGCGCGGAAAGGGAACAGAACGGCAAGGGACCGGUUAAAAAGAAACAAAAAUCAAAGUGACCGUGUGAAUCAAAGUGAACGCGCGACGCUUUCAAAAUCAAAGGACGCACAUGCGAAAAGAUUACGCAAAGCUCGCUAUCGAAAACUAGCAUAAAUAUAUAUUAUAAAUUAACAAUGUAAAUACCAUUACUGUUACGUUUUCGCACAGUAAAUUGCAGCUCACGGUGCGUCUUUAAUUUUGCGUUCCCCAUAGCCAUUUGGCGUCGGCCGAGAGUGCAAGAUAAUUUACUGUGCGAAAAGUUAUCGUGAUGGCAUUACAGUAAAAGUAAAAAAAUUAAUUGACAUAUUUUUAUUUGUAAAUUUAAUGUUACACGCGCCGAGUUUUCAGUUCUCUUACGAUGUAAGAUUGUUUUGCGUAAAUGUAAAAUAUUGAGAACGACGCAUAUGUAUUUUAGUUCGAUAGGAUACAUGAUCUGCUCUUUUUCCCUGUAUUUUUUAUCUCCUUACGUUUCGGCCCCCUUUUCCUUUUUGCUCUUGACACAUACAUAUUUCGUUCUGAAUACUCGGAGUGCGUUAUGUAACUUUAGUUAACUCUUUAGUCGUCGCGCUGUUUUUUUUUAACAAAUUAAUAAAUUAAAGUGCAAGAUGUUGACAGAGCCUAAUAGAGAAAAUUAAUUUAAAUUUAGUGAACGAGCAAAAGUGUCGUUUCUACAUACUAGAUUUUUUCUUUAUAACAAUCGAAAGAAGCUAGUUUUUGUUGGCACCUUUACACUUUUGCCGAAAAGACUAUUUAGUUUGGAAAUAAUUACUUCAGAGAUGCGACGACUGGAAAGUUAAGAGGAGCGGACCUAUAAGUGCAAGUGCAGCAAUAUUUUUAUACAUUUGUAUAUUUGCCAGAAACUAUAUUAAAAUCUAAUUACUUAUUGGUAA
Messenger RNA from Vollenhovia emeryi, 5250 nucleotides. RefSeq names its product structural maintenance of chromosomes protein 4 (gene glu). The coding region runs from base 181 to 4380 and encodes 1399 amino acids. The transcript is spliced from 8 exons. NCBI's taxonomy places the organism in Eukaryota, Metazoa, Arthropoda, Insecta, Hymenoptera, Formicidae. Gene Ontology annotation, molecular function: protein binding; ATP hydrolysis activity; ATP binding. Gene Ontology annotation, biological process: mitotic chromosome condensation. The record is from RefSeq and is a predicted model, not a curated record. Gene Ontology annotation, cellular component: chromosome.